UCUCUCUCUGAAUGCACCGUGAGCAAGAGAGCAAGUAAGUGCACAAGGGUGCCUGCCAAAGCAGCUCUGCACACACACACACACAAAUACACACACACACACACACACACACACACACACACACACACACACACACACACACACACACACACACACACACACACACACAGGUAGCUUGUGAGGAGAAAAGAGUCUCACAACCAAGGUAUGCUGGGAUUUGCACACAUCCAACGAUCAUAAGUUCCUCUUUCUAUUGUUUUGGUUUUGCUAUGUUAUGUCUUCCCUCUUGUACUUACACUUAGUUUCCAGGUGGGUCGUCAGAGGUUUCCCAAGCCGAGUCUACAACAGUGUAAUGGGUUGCCCAGACCGGAGGCUUUUCCUCUGAUCCUGCAAAGAGGUUGGCGUAUUCCUGCAACGAGAACUAGUCCUCACAUUGAGCGACCCUGGGCAUGGAGAAGCUGACAGAGAAAGAGAAGGAGCUGAUCCGAGUCAGCUGGGAGAGUCUUGGCAAGAACAAAGUUCCACACGGAGUCAUCAUGUUCUCCAGACUGUUUGAACUAGAGCCUGCACUCCUCAACCUCUUUCACUACAACACAAACUGUGGCACCAUACAAGACUGCCUCUCCAGCCCUGAGUUCCUGGACCAUGUCACAAAGGUAAUGUUGGUGAUCGAUGCAGCAGUCAGUCACCUGGACAACCUCCAUACCUUGGAGGAUUUUCUGCUCAACCUGGGGAAGAAGCACCAGGCAGUCGGGGUUAACACCCAGUCCUUCGCUGUGGUGGGGGAGUCCCUUCUUUACAUGUUGCAGUGCAGUCUGGGUCAGGGGUACACAGCCCCGCUGCGUCAGGCCUGGCUCAACAUGUACACCAUUGUAGUGGCGGCCAUGAGCAGAGGAUGGGCCAAGAACGGAGAACACAAGACUGACUGAGACAUACGCUUGGGGUCUGCUACCAGUUGCUGUCUAAUCACCCUCAUGGUUGCUAUGGAGUAAGGUUGUAUAACUCACAGCAUAAAGGUUUGAUUGCUGUAUAUGGUGAACGAAUGGCGUUAUCACACUUGACACAACAAAUAAUGGUCGAAUCACCUGGUGUUCAGAGUUAACUGUUUUUGCUGUGGAUGUUGUAGCUGCCAGAGUGCUGCUAUAACAUUGUGGGGAUGUUAUGGGUCAACCAGACCUUUGGGCUGCAGUUUGAGUUCCUCAUAUUAGAGGAAGCAUAGGGUUAAAUUAAGGUAAUAACUGAAAUUGCUCUGUAAAUAAUGCCUUGAUCCCCCUUGGCUUUUUCCUUGCUUCUUAGUACCUGGAAUAAAAAAAUACUUU
Oncorhynchus mykiss (rainbow trout) is the source of this 1319-nucleotide messenger RNA. RefSeq names its product neuroglobin 1 (gene ngb1). The record is from RefSeq and is marked provisional. NCBI's taxonomy places the organism in Eukaryota, Metazoa, Chordata, Actinopteri, Salmoniformes, Salmonidae. Gene Ontology annotation, molecular function: oxygen binding; heme binding.